GUUUAUCGAAACAAUACCAACCAUAUCCGGUAACGUCAUCAACAGCUGUAAACCGGAGGACCGUUGUGAAGUGUUUUGUUGUCUCAAAUAUGAUCUGAACAUGAUGGAUAAUAACUGAUACAACCAUUGGAAUCAUUAUUUGGGUGUUAUUGACGAAACCGGUCGUUUUUGGCUCGUACUUCCUCAAAAAUAAUUCCUGGAACACACUGGACGUGGAUACCGUUUUUUUUGCCUCGCCGUCAGCGAAGUAGCCUACCACAAACAUCAUGUCUACUGCUGUUCGAGAUGCUGCCCGUGUCCCAGUAAGAGUUGCUGGCGAUGGCAUGGAAACUGAGAAAACGCCCUCCACCCUGGAGGUCAGCACAGACACACUGUCACCAGGUCUAUCGGCCACUCCCUACAGCAAGGCAGAAAGCCCCAAACACAGCCCCAAGUUGAUCAGUCCUCCUCUCCCUGUCGGCCCGCAACCCCUUGGGGUGCUCCACUUGGGCAAGGUGAGUAGGGAGACCUGCACGGAGGUCGAGGCCAUAAGGAUUGUCGUCCCUCGUGCUGCCAUAAGUAGAAGCAGCCGCAUAACCGAGGCGAAAGUAGAUGCCGGGCAACAGGUGGAAGAGCGAAGUUCUUCCCCUCAGCCAUCGGUGGAUGAUUGGAGAGGACAGCUGGAGAAGCUUCAGAACUCUGAACGCAGGCUUCUACAAGACAAGGAAGGCCUCUCCAAUCAACUGCGUGUGCAGACAGAGGUGAACCGUGAGCUCAAGAAACUGCUGGUGGCAUCCAUGGGCGAUGACCUGCAAUACCAAUUUGAGCGUCUGGCCCGCGAGAAGAAUCAGCUGAUUCUGGAGAAUGAGGCUUUGGGUCGGAGUCUGUCUCACACGGCGGAGCAGCUGGAGCGCAUGAGCAUCCAGUGUGACGUCUGGAGGAGCAAGUUCCUGGCCAGCAGAGUGAUGGCAGAGGAGCUGACAAAUGCCAGAACAGCUCUACAGCGUCAGACCCGAGAGGCGCAGGGCGCCAUUCAGGACCUGUUGUUGGAGAGAGUUGAGUUCUCGAGGGAAAUGGCGCUCACACACAGGUGACAUCUACAGGGAGGAGCCCCCAUGGCUCAAAAUGAUUUCCAUGUUUACUCCCCGAGCGCACAGCCGCUCAGCACGGGAGAGGUGGCGGCGGCCAAUCACAAACUAGCGGACGCCAUCAACGCUCACCUGUUGGGCAAUACCCGCGGCGGUGUGGUCAAAAGCAGCAGCGCCGCGACGGCCGAUCAGCCGUGCAGCACCCCAGCAGAGAAGAUGGCCGAGAAGGUGCUGAAGAUUUUGGACCCCAUUUCCUGCGGGGAAAACAAGGCAGAGUCUCCGCUCAGUGACUCACCCGCCUCAAACUUUCUGAGCAGUAAGAAGAGCAUUGGCAGGUUUCACCCGUACACUCGCUAUGAGAACAUCACUUUUAACUGCUGUGAACGCUGCCGCGGAGACAUCCUCGUGCUCUAGACCGGCGUCACCAUCGCAACCAAUCACGUCAGCAAGUCAUCACCAUUGUAUCAGACGUUGGGCCGCGCCAUCUUUUUCCAACCAGGGAGCUUUAAGUUUUUAGCAAAUGAUUUGCAAAGCAGUUAGCAGGUUUAUUUUAAAUGGUUUCCAACAAAUGCUGUCCACAGAAAUGAGCCUUUCCCAACCUUCAGGAAUCUAAAAGUCUCCGUUUUCAGUCCUAUGUCAGUGUUACACAUUUUUUUUUGUACUGGAUUUUGCAGGAAUUUCUCGCUAUUGAUGGCUAUCGCCGUCUCUCACAUUCUUAUAGGAGAAUUUGGUGCUUCUUGAUUUUUUUUUCCAAAGAUGAGUCUUCACAUCCCAAUUCCUGAUUUUAGAAUAGCAUUAUUUAUAAUAGUCAUGCAUUUCAGAGCCACCACAAGCCGGUUCAAACUGCUGUAUUUCAAUGUUGUGCUUAAACCCGAUUAAGGACCUUCUGUUAACCUUUAUGGUCAUGUUUUGGGGUUAAUCUUUUUGCAUGUUGGGAAGUGAUUAAAAUGCAGGUAUAUUUUUGAAGCUGUUACAGAAAAUUUGAGUUGACAUGCAGAGGAAAGUUGAACUUGUAUUUCGAUUUUCUUUAUUGUUCUUA
Messenger RNA from Hippocampus comes (tiger tail seahorse), 2106 nucleotides. Its product is annotated as golgin-45-like. The record is from RefSeq and is a predicted model, not a curated record. Gene Ontology annotation, biological process: Golgi to plasma membrane protein transport; Golgi organization. Lineage: Eukaryota; Metazoa; Chordata; Actinopteri; Syngnathiformes; Syngnathidae. The transcript has 7 exons. Gene Ontology annotation, cellular component: Golgi membrane.